CUAACAAAUAAAUGCAAAUGCAAUUUGAAAGUGGAAGGGCAGCUGAAAAGUGAAAAUGGAAGUCCAGUGCUGAAGGGUUGAGAGAAGAAAGGCUUGGAAAUGGCAAUCUCGUUAAUUUUGGUUCCCACCAUUUUUACAGCUCUCUUCUGCGCCCUCCACUCCAACGCUGUCCUCGGAGACUCUCAGACGCCGAUCCACAUCUCUCUCCGUACCCAACUGCAAGAUGCCAAGCUCAAACUCUCCCGUUUAGAAUCCACAUUGGAGGAAUACGACGACAGUUUAAAUGCUAAAUGCCAAUACAUAGAGGGAAUCGAGAAGAAACUUGAAGAAAUUAGCUUUGACAUCGACCGCCUAAAAACUGCUUUGUCAAGCUUUAAGGACCAAGAAUCAAAUGAGAAUCAAAGGCUUACUCUUCUAGAAGAGGAGGUUCAAUUGCUCUGGGCUACAUCAAGAGAGAACAACUUUGAAAUUCAUAAACUAACACUCGAUGCACAAGAAUCUGAGGAAAGGUUAAAAGAUGUUGCUUCCAAAGUUGAGAAGGCAGCUGCAAUUGUAAAUGAACAGUGGAUUCAAGUACAGCAACUUGAGCAGGCUGCUCAAUUGGCAGAGAUUAGAGUAUUGAAGGUGAAAUCACAACUAAGAUAUGGCAGAUGUCCAUUUGUGAAGUCUAUCAAAAAUCUUUCCAGCCACCAUAUUGAGAUGUUGAAGGGUCUUCUGAGGUCCAACAGUACGUCUGACCAGAAUUCCUACAUGUCAAAAGCUUUGCAUCAGUUCGAAAAAACCUUUGCAGCCAUAAAACUUCAUCAUCAUCAGUUGCAAGGCUUUCUGAAGCAGGCUGUGGAACAGUAUGAUUUCCCGACAGUGCUUGCUAAUGAUGAAUUAGUAUUCUUGGUGGCUUCAGCUCUAGUAGUGUUUCCAGUAUUAGGCGCUUUGACCUUUCUCAUAUCACACUUGAACUAGCUGCACAUUGGCAAAUUUUCCCGAGGCGAAGAUGCAGUGUACUGGUAUUCCCAUUUGAAUGCUUAACGAACGAAGCUUUGAUGGUCGUCGAGGGUAUACCAAACUGCAAAGCAUUUGAAGACAAGUGCAUUGUGGAUUGAAUCAGCAGAUGGUGCCACUGGUUAUAUGAUCCCUGCAAAGCUGAAGUUGAACAUAAAGGUUUGGUUCGAUUAAACAAUGCCCAACUCUUCUAGCUUCUUGCCUAUUGCUUAUAUUCUUUUUCUUCUCACUAUGAUGUUACAGUA
Messenger RNA from Ipomoea nil (Japanese morning glory), 1244 nucleotides. Its product is annotated as sporulation-specific protein 15. The transcript is spliced from 9 exons. Lineage: Eukaryota; Viridiplantae; Streptophyta; Magnoliopsida; Solanales; Convolvulaceae. Bases 100 to 960 code for a protein of 286 amino acids. The record is from RefSeq and is a predicted model, not a curated record.